UACAAAUUGCCAUGCUGACCAAAAUUCAGAUUACCAAAUCUGACUCGUGAUGUUUGUGCAGAUAACUAAACACAAUAAUGGCAGGAUCAGGAACUGUUUUCUCUUCUGCUUUGGAAGGGAUGAAUCAUGUUAAAUCCGAAUCCGGCGAGAUGCUGGCCAAGCCUUUCUUGGAUGUGUGCAAACACUUGCUGCCUGUUUUAGACAAGUUUGGAGCUGCCUUUGCCCCUGUGAAAUCUGAUAUUGGUAAUAACGUAUCGAGGUUGGAUUCUAAGUAUUCGUCGAGCCCAUCAGAAUUUAACCUCUUGUAUAGCAUAGUUCGGGUUGAGAUUGAAGUGAAAACCGCGAAAUCCUCAUCUAGUUGCACAAAUGCUCUACUCUGGCUAACAAGGGCUAUGGAUUACUUGGUGGAGCUGUUUCGGAAUCUACAUGAUAAUCCAGACUGGCCAAUGUCGAAGGCUUGUAGCGAAGCGUACGCCAAGACGCUGAAGAAAUCGCAUAACUGGCUAGCUAGCUCAAGUUUUAGUGUUGGAAUUAAGCUUGCUCCAGAGAGGAAGAAAUUUAUGGACAUAUUAGGUGGUGAAACUCCUGAAUUAAACUCUGAUAUGGGGAAAUUCUGCACGAACUUCUCUCCACUCCUCGAAGAGAAUCACAAGUUCUUGGACUCUGUUGGAAUGGACGAUUUGAAAGCUUGAUGCAUGUUCUAAAUGAAAUUUGUUUAUAAAUUGUGUAUGUAUUUUAAUGCAAAGAUUGUAUUUGUAUUUGUAUUCUUUGUAACCCUUGCUCACUUUUCUACGAAAUACAGAGCUGUAAGGAGUUUGUAACUCAAGUGGUGAAAAAUAAUCAUCCUUCAAUUAAUGGUAGGCCAAACGGUCACACGUACUCCAUGUCA
Molecule: messenger RNA, 889 nt
Organism: Pyrus x bretschneideri (Chinese white pear)
Lineage: Eukaryota; Viridiplantae; Streptophyta; Magnoliopsida; Rosales; Rosaceae
Product: glycolipid transfer protein 1
Exons: 6
Coding region: 78-692 (204 amino acids)
Biological process (GO): ceramide transport; intermembrane lipid transfer
Cellular component (GO): membrane; cytosol; cytoplasm
Molecular function (GO): ceramide 1-phosphate binding; ceramide 1-phosphate transfer activity
Source: RefSeq, a predicted model, not a curated record